Messenger RNA from Drosophila takahashii, 516 nucleotides. It is a transcript of the gene mRpS16, whose product is annotated as mitochondrial ribosomal protein S16. Gene Ontology annotation, molecular function: structural constituent of ribosome. Gene Ontology annotation, biological process: mitochondrial translation. The record is from RefSeq and is a predicted model, not a curated record. NCBI's taxonomy places the organism in Eukaryota, Metazoa, Arthropoda, Insecta, Diptera, Drosophilidae. Gene Ontology annotation, cellular component: mitochondrial small ribosomal subunit; ribosome.
UCACAUUUUCUGAUUAGAUUUUUUAAUUUAUUUUAAAAUUUGUAUUAUAUCUAUAAAACAUAAAGAUGUCUCUAUCGCCAGCCAGUGGCAUUGGCCGCUUCUACGCCAAGUCGGCCAAGAUCAUACGAUUCGUGCGCCUGGGCUGCACCAACCGGCCUUUUUACCACAUCGUCGUAAUGGAGAGACGCAAAAACCAGCACCAGCCUGUCAUCGAGCAGGUUGGCUCCUUUGAUCCCCUGCCCAACGAUUUCAACGAACGUUUGGUGUCCCUGAACACGGAGAGGAUUCGUUUUUGGCUGGGAAAGGGCGCCCAUUUGUCCACGCCGGCGGCCGAGCUCCUGGGGAUCGCUGGUCUACUGCCUGUCCAUCCACGUACCUACAUGUCCGCCUGGCGGAACCGGAGGGCAGCUGCCGAGGCGGAGGCGACGGCAGAGAAGGCGGAAUCAACCGCCUGAAGAUCGCACAAACUUAAUUCUUCAAUAAAAAGCUCGUUUUCGUUUUCGUUUUUACGUUUAA